Anoplophora glabripennis (Asian longhorned beetle) is the source of this 3240-nucleotide messenger RNA. RefSeq lists its product as uncharacterized. The record is from RefSeq and is a predicted model, not a curated record. The transcript has 25 exons. NCBI's taxonomy places the organism in Eukaryota, Metazoa, Arthropoda, Insecta, Coleoptera, Cerambycidae. Gene Ontology annotation, biological process: biological process involved in interspecies interaction between organisms. Gene Ontology annotation, cellular component: external side of plasma membrane. Bases 87 to 3020 code for a protein of 977 amino acids. Gene Ontology annotation, molecular function: signaling receptor activity; carbohydrate binding.
CACUUAAUUAGGCCUACAGGUAAUAUAUAAUUUGAGGAAGCCAGAGGUGCAUCGUUCGUUGUGUGCUUCAAGAGUUGACACACACGAUGCAUCUUCGACUCUUUUUGAUUUUCUUCAUUUGUACAUCGACAUCUGUACAAAAUGCGCUUGGUGGUCAUUGUGGUGACAAAUGGGAAAAGGUACUAGCAGAUAAUGAAAAGCAAACUAUUAUACCACUUCGUACCAGCGAAAACAAAAUUUACUAUUUUGGAAUCAAUCAUAAGGUAACGUUUUUGGAAGCAGAACAGUUUUGUAGAGACAUUCACAUGAGACUUGUGACCAUAAAAUCGAGUGGCGAACUGAUUGACCUUUAUAGACAUUCUGAAAAAAUGUCUGAUGAAACCACUUUCUGGUCAUCUGGUUCUAAACUCUUGGACAAUAAAAACUAUAUUUGGUUGUCGACUGGUGAAUUAGUGGAUAAAGUUUACGUAAAACAGGCAAAUACAGAUAAACAUUCUGGAAACUGUCUUACAUUAAAACGAUCUCGCUCCAAGAAAAAACUCCGUCUUAAAAGUAGAGGCUGUGAGAGAAAAUAUAACUUCAUUUGCGAGAGAGUCAAAUAUGAACCCCUUGAGACUUGUGACGAGAAAGAUAAGAAAUGGACAGCUUUAUUCCAGGAUCCCUCGUUAGCCAAAAAUAUAAAUGUACUGCGUACCAAAACCAAAACCUACUAUAUCGGAACAAAUUUGAGGGUCGCACCUCAGCAAGCAGCACAAUUCUGCCAAAUAAUCAACAUGGAUCUAGUAUCGAUCACCUCUAGAAAAGAGAACAAAUUAUUAGGAAAAUAUAUUCAGAAUAACAAUUUGAUAGACAACUUUUGGUCAUCUGGAACAAAAGUUCUUGAUGGCACCACCUGGGUUUGGCUCGCAGAAGGAGUACCAGUAACUUACACUAAUUGGGCAUCUCGGGAACCUCACGGUGAUGAAAAACAGUGCAUUUUAUUGACACCAGGAAAUGAUGGCUUGGAAUGGAAGAGUUCUUAUUGCAAAACAGAGGCUGCGUUUAUUUGUGAAUCUGGAGACCGUCAACCAAAAAAACAUGAUAAAACAAAAUGGAAGUUUGGAAAUUUGGAAGACGUGGACGAUUAUGUCACAAAUAUGCAUGAAUAUUUACAGGACUUAGGGCUUGUAGUUGGAUCUAUGGCAGCUCCACUUCAACACUUUAAGAAACCUGCAGGUAAUGAAAAAAGUGAGGCAGUAAAACACCUUGACCAAAAGACUAUAGAUUAUAUUACCCUUCUUUUGGAGCACUUAUACGAUUAUAUCUCCACAAUUACUAACAUACUUCAAAAUCCUGAAGAGCGGGCGAAAUACAAGACAGAGGACCUUAAAAAUGGAGUUAUCUCAAUACAGAAUUGGUUAGAAGCCAUAAGAAAACUUCUUUAUCCGAAAGGAACUAAAGCUCCUAAGGAUCGUCUUGACUGUGACAAUGUUGCAGUUAGCUGGGAAGAAUGUGUUAAUAGUCUUAACCGAACCAUACAAAACUAUGCUGUGCUUACUGGACUUAUUUAUCUGCCAACUGGUGAAAAACCUAAUGAUAAAUCUCCUCUUGGCUCUGAAGCUAGAUCCCCUGGAGGAAAUAAACCACCUGAGACGUUUGGCCAAUCAUUCGGAAAUGUGCUCAGUACCAUUUUCAAACCUAUGUUUGGCAGUCUGCUGGAUCCAAGAAAACCUGAACCUGCCAAGACUAAACCAUCUCUUCUCGGAUUUCCUUCCCUUCCCGAUUUCCCGAUCAUUCCUGGUGACGAUGAAAAUCCUAAUGACGAAGAUGAACCCUCAGAGGAACAGGACGCAUAUCCAUCUGAAAGACAACAACUCACACUUCCCAAUCGUCCUACUCCACCUAAAAUUAAGUAUGUAAAAGAUGAAACUGACAGCGAGGAAGAUGGUGAACUUCUUCUUAAUAUGUAUAAGGAUCAGGCAGUACCUAAAUCAGGAAGGGCAGAAGAUAGUCGUUUAACUAUUAGUCCGCAAGGCCCCGGUGGAAAUAACAGAACCUAUCCAAGCGGUUCAAACUCCUUUGUUGGAAUGUUGGGACCUUUAUUAAAUGGAUCUAUCCAAAUAACUAAACCAGGGGAUGAAUCUAGUAACAUUUUCUCUAAUUUACACAGUGGUCUAAUCAAAUCGUUUAAUACCACAGGAGGUGGUAAUAGAGGUCCAGUUAUGGUUGGAGGCUUAACUCCUGGCUUGAUUACGUUCGAAACCAUGGUGCAGCAUUCUCAAAUAUCUAUGACCGAGUGGACACAAGAUGGCAGAAAGUUUAUGGCUGUUAGAUACAAGACAAACCCAGAGCAAGCUGCCAAAAUAUGUCGAGAUCACGGAAUGGAGUUGAUAAGUAUGAAGGAUCGAAGGACUAACGACAUAGUUACUCGCUUCCUUGGAAGAUCUGGCCCGAUAGACCUCGAAUUCUACUGGACGUCAGGUACGAGGCAACCAGACGGGAAAUGGGCAUGGGUUGACAAGUCACCAGUUGAAUUUACCAGUUGGGCACCGGGUCAGCCAGACAACUUGUCCGGUAAGGAAGACUGCAUCUGCAUGGACGCAGGUGGACGGUGGAAUGAUGCGUCGUGUGACAGGAAACACAACUUCGUCUGCGAUGGAGAAGAUGUAGAGCAUCCCGCACAAGGAACACAAAGAUCCGAGUUCGUUCAGCCUCGUCUCCCAAUCUUCAAACCCACAGUUGAAGUAUAUCAAUCUUUCGGCGGCCGUAUGCAAACAGACAAUCAAACAGCUUCACCUUUAGUUAAAAGUUUCAGCAGCCGUAUGCAAACAGACAAUCAAACAGCUUCACUUUUAGUUAAAAGUUUCAGAGGCCGUAUGCAAACAGACAAUCAAACAGCUUCACCUUUAGUUAAAAGUUUCAGCAGCCGUAUGCAAACAGACAAUCAAACAGCUUCACCUUUAGUUAAAAGUUUCAGCGGCCGUAUGCAAACAGACAAUCAAACUGCUUCACCUUUAGUUAAAAAACCAUCUACUGAAUAGCAUUUCGACUCGACAAACGCUCCUGAAAUUUGACAACCGAAUAGCUUUCAUUAGAACUUCUUCAUUCUUCAUGGGACAAAUUUGUUAAUAUUUAGAUCACAUUUAAACUAAAAAUACUUGUUUGGAAUCUAUUCUCGCUUAUUGAAUUCCAUGUUCUUCGUAUUGCUACGUAUUUUUUAAAUUGCUUUGCAAUUUUCAAAAUCCGCAAAAAAAUAGGCAA